AUGGUUGAUGGACAAAGUGGUGUUCUUUCAGGGAGUAAUCCCCUAAAUGUUAAUGCAACUGAUCCUUUAACACUUGCUAUAGUACAGAUCGUUAUUAUAAUAGUUUUUACUCGCAUUCUUCAUCUUGGUCUUAAACGCAUCCGACAACCACGGGUUAUAUCUGAAGUGAUAGGUGGAAUUAUUCUUGGCCCUUCUGUAUUGGGACACAUUCCGGGAUACUUAAAUACCAUGUUUUCAAGUGCUUCCCUUACUUACCUUAACCUUCUGGCCAAUUUGGGGUUGGUCCUAUAUUUAUUCAUAGUUGGUUUAGAAUUAAAUCCAAAGAUGAUAAAAAAGAAUAUAAAAUCAGUCAUUUUUAUCUCUGCGAGUGGUAUUAUAUUGCCUUUUGUCAUGGGUAUAGGCGUCGCAUAUGGCUUAUAUGAUGCAAUGGAUAAUCAUGCAGUAGUUGAUAGCUCGGGUGUUUCUCAUAACGUGCCAUUUACGAGUUUUGUAUUGUUCAUCUGUAUUGCCAUGGCUAUUACAGCGUUUCCAGUUCUUGCACGAAUUUUAUCAGAACUAAAACUUAUGAAAACAACUGUGGGUAAUUGCGCGCUAAACUCUGCCGUUGGUGAUGAUAUUACCGCUUGGAUUCUACUUGCCAUUGUUAUUGCGAUAAUCAAUGCUUCGAACUACCUCACAGCCCUUUAUUCUUUCUUGAUCUGUGUUUUUUGGACUCUAAUUGUUGGAUUUGUUAUUCGUCCAAUCUUGCUAAAAUUCAUUAUUGCAACAAAUUCAAAUUAUCCAUCACCAUCAACAUUAAUGGUUGCUAUUACUUUAUCGGUCGUAUUGAUAUCUGCAUUUAUUACAAAUAUUAUUGGAAUUCAUUACAUUUUCGGAGGAUUUAUUAUUGGUGUAAUACUUCCUCAUGAAGGAGGCUUUGCAGUAGGAAUUACUGAAAAAAUCGAAGAUCUAAUUAGUGUCCUAUUAAUACCCAUAUAUUUUACACUAUCCGGAUUAAAAACUAAUAUUAGUGACUUGGGUGCUGCAGGAUGGGGUUGGGCAAUCUUGAUAAUUGUAGUCGCUAUGUUUGGCAAAAUACUUGGAUGUACAGCUGCUGCUAAGGCGACAGGAUUAACUUUUAGAGAAUCUUUAACAGUAGGAGUUUUUAUGAGUUGUAAAGGCCUUGUAGAAUUAAUUAUUCUCAAUGUUGGUUAUGAUGCAAAAAUUAUAAAUUCUAAAGUUUUCUCGAUUAUGGUCGUCAUGGCUUUGGUGACAACAUUUGUCACGACUCCACUUGCCUCUUAUUUAUAUCCUGUUCGAUACCAGAGGAAAAUGGAGUACAAACGUACUAAUAAGGAUUCUGAAUCAAAAUUGUUGGUUGUAUUGAACAAAGUUGAAAAUCUACCGGCUAUGAUAACUUUUGUACAACUUUUACAACAUAAAGUUUCUACCAAACCUACUUUAUUAUCCUCUGAUGAUAAAACUGAUUCAAGUAUAAUUAAAGACAUUAAACCUAUGAAUGUUCAUGUUUUACGUCUUAUUGAGCUUACGCAACGCAUGUCAGCGGUGAUGAAAUUUAAUGAAAUCUCAGAGACUAUUUUACACGAUCCAAUUAUGAAUAUGUUCUCUGUACUUAGUCAAAUUAGCUCGAUGAAGGUUAACGCCAAAUUAGCUGUUACCUCUCCAAAGGACUUUUGUCAAGAAAUUACUGAAAAGAUACAGGAUGAUGAUAUUAAUUUGGUAAUAAUUCCAUGGGACGGUGCAGGUGAAAUAGUAGAUACACCAAUUGAAAAUGAAGAUAAUGCACUACGUGAGAAAAAACAUACAAGCCCACAAGUUGCAAGCUUUAUUCAGGAUAUUUUUAAUGAUGCAACAGAUUAUGCAAGCGUGGGCGUGUUUGUAGACCGUGGUUUCGGUAGUACUGAUAACACAUAUACACUUUCUAAUCCUACGGGCUAUCUUAAUGUAUUCAUGCCUUUCUUUGGUGGUGCUGAUGAUCGUGAAGCGCUCACUUUCGUUUUUAGACUACUCGAAUAUCCAAAUGUCAACAUAACAGUUUUUAGAAUAAUAAAAUCAGAGCAGCCUACUGAUAACGAUGUCACGUUAAAACCUGAAAUUCAAUCCGAGAUUUUAAAUGUCAAUGAGAAAGAUCGUUCUUCGCUUGAUCGACGAAUUUCGACUAUUACUAUUAGUGAAGCUACAGCACAUCGGGAAAAUGAAGAGGACGAAUCUUUUUUGGAGAAAUAUUUAAAAUCAAAAUCCGGUUAUCCUGCGAGAAAUGCACGUAUAAGUUAUCAAGAAGUAUCAUCUUAUACACCAAUACAAACUGCUGUUGAACGUGCUAAAAAAGUAGUCAGUAGAAAGGAUUUAGUUAUUGUAGGACGUAAUCGCCAUUCACAAACGAAUGAACGUCAUCACCAUUAUGAAUUUAGAGAAUUAAUUAAAAAUUUAGGAAGCUAUGGCAAUGAUACACAUAAAUCUUUAGGCUACGUCACUGAAGCAUUUUUAGUUGGAGGUAUUAUGGCGAGUCUUUUGGUGUUGCAGGCAAAACAAGUUAAAGAAGUUAAAGAUGAUAAAAUGAAUUGA
Messenger RNA from Dentiscutata heterogama, 2565 nucleotides. The record is from the annotation of a GenBank genome assembly. Lineage: Eukaryota; Fungi; Glomeromycota; Glomeromycetes; Diversisporales; Gigasporaceae.